AUGGCUUUCGCAAUAUCCAAAGAGUCCCAGAAGGUGAGUUUAUCACAUAAUGAUCAUCAUGAGAGAGAGAGUGGAAGUGCAGUAAUAAGUAGCCAGCUCUAUCUGAAGUCAUCCCAUCAAAAUCUUGACAAAAAUGUUGUGCUGAGGAGACUUCGUCAGCACAAGUGCUUGCAAAAAGUUCGUGCAAAUUUAAAGACUGCAUUGGACAGUUAUUCAACGAUGGAUCAUCAACACAAGUGGCUUGAACAAGGCGAUGUUUUCUGCUCCCCUUAGUGUAUUAAUACACCCCUAAACAUCCUUAGCUCUUUGUCUUCUACGACGGAGCCAGAAUUUGAACCUUAUGGAUUCUGGAUGCUAGGACAUGAUAUCAAAGCUAUUGGUUCUGUCGAA
Molecule: messenger RNA, 390 nt
Organism: Capsicum annuum
Lineage: Eukaryota; Viridiplantae; Streptophyta; Magnoliopsida; Solanales; Solanaceae
Exons: 1
Coding region: 1-273 (90 amino acids)
Source: RefSeq, a predicted model, not a curated record